AUGUUUUGGAGAUUCGGAUUCCAUAAUGCAUCGGCAAUCGACAGUUUGCUUGAUAAGGAGGACGUCGUGCUCGAAGCCAUUUUAGACGAAGAUGACCUUUUGCAGGAGUGCAAAGGCCAGAAUACAAGACUCCUCAGUUACUUCGAGCGGGUGGAUGUCCUUCAGAAGUUGUUGGGAUAUGUAACAGGGCAGAUUGAGACUGAGGAGAAGGGCCGUUUCAAUGAAAUAUGGUCUAUUGUAGAGACAUGCAUCGGCGAGCAGAACCAGCUUCUGGUGCCCUUCUGGGAGACAGUCCUUGAUAGAUCUCCGGAUGACAUGAAGACGCAGAUGAUCAUGGCUUCUCACUUUGCCAAAGUGAACUCUGUCUUCAUGACGAAAAAACCUGUCGAGAUGCUCGCAUUUAUUCAAUCCCAACCCAACAUUGUGGAACGCUUGAUUCGACACAUAGAAACGCCUUCUUUUGUAGAUCUCAUUGGUCGCAUUAUACAGCUGGAUGAGGUGAUUCCGAAUAGUAACGUACUUGAGUGGUUAUCGUCCGAAAAUCUCAUGGGCCGUCUCAUCGAACUCCUCUCACCCUACCAUACACCUUCUGUGCAUACCGUGGUAGCCGAUCUCGUCAAAAACAUAAUAUCAAUGGCUACACCUUCACCAGGUGCAGUUCUCACUGAGGGGCUCCAAAAUGGACCAGCUUCCAAUCGAUUUGCUCGAGAGCUCGCAGGGAGAGAAAACAUGAAAAAGUUGGCCGAUUACAUGCUCAACGAUUUUUCUUCUGACAGUUGCAAUACGCCACCAGAACAUGACAGUCAGGAUGAGGGUACCCUUCUUUCGCCCACGUUUGAAUCUUCGACCUCAUCCGUGGUACAAUCUAUCGCGGUCAUCAUUGAGCUAAUACGUAAAAACAAUUCGGAUUACUUUGAACCGUAUCUCUUCCACGCCUUGCGGAAUCGUCUCAUCCAUGCUCAACAGCAAUCACACCUUGCAGGCGAGGACCUCCGCGCAUCUCUGGAGCAAGUUUUGCAGGAAAUGGUACACAGGAUGGGAGUUGUACACCUGGGUCCUAUGUUGGAAGUACUGUCUUCACGACUUCACGAAUUCCAAAAAUACCUCAAAUCACCUCGUUCAUUGCAAGGGCCAAUAUCAACUACUAUUGGUAGAAUGACCCCCUUUACACUCGAACGAUAUCGCAUUGUCGAACUAUAUGCCGAGCUUCUACACUGCUCUAACAUGUCACUCCUGAACCGCUCUGCUUUGUUUUCCCGAGUGUAUGAUUCUGAAGGCCGGCUACAAGGAGGUUUAGCAGGGUUAGAAGAGCUCGCCCAAGUUAUUGCGCUCAACAGUGGCAAUGACCGUGAAAGCGAUGAGAUGGAUGAAUCGCCCGACGAGCCGACUCCAUCUCUAGCCUUCCCUGUCCGCCAUCCGUCAGGAGACUCACCCUCGCUCGACUCUGACGACGAUAUGACAGGUUCAGAUGACGAACCUGGAAGCUCAGACGACGAGGCGAUGGAGGAAAUUGCAAUGUACGACGAGCCGCUUUCACCUAUACCCUUUGCCCAACCGUUACCUUCUUCCUCGACUAUGGCGGUGGCAUCUUCACCUGAAGCGCUUUCACUGUCGAGUAGUCCGCAGACAGAUUCCAAGGCCUCGUUGAAUGUCCCAAAUCCCGGGUCAAGUCCAGAAUCUGAUGGGCCAGGUAUGAGCGGUAGAUCGUCAGGUCGGGGAUCAAGACGAAGCUCGCGUUCGCGGAGAAGACAUACGAUGGAGCAAUCUACAGAGACAUUACUACCUGUUGGCGAACAACUAAAACGUCGAUGGCUAGAUCAAAAUAUUCUGGGUACUAUGAUAGAUAUGUUUUUCGAAUUCCCCUGGAACAAUUUUCUUCACAGCACGGUCUAUGAUGUUGUACAUCAGGUUAUGACAGGGGGUUCUGAAGGAGGCUAUAAUAGGGAACUCAUUAUUUCUCUUUUCCGCGAUGCAAAAAUACUCCACCGUAUUAUAGAGGGCCAAGCACUGAAUGAUUUGGAAAGCGCGAAACCAAAAGGAGUGCGAUUAGGUUAUAUGGGCCACCUUAUGCUCAUUUCAGAAGAUGUCAUCACAGCAAUGGCCAGGUUCCCUCCCGACCUUCGACUUAUCAUCAUCCAAUACGCACCUGAGCCAGAAUGGGACAAUUAUGUCACCGGGAGGUACAACGAGACAAAGCAGGAGGAGAACAGGCGUCUAGGCGGCGGCAAGCCCGUGGUCAACUCUGCUGCGGCACGAAAUAUGGCCCAGUGGAAAGUCGAUGAGAACGAACUUGCUGGGGAGACGGAUGUGAAAGGUGUAGAUGAUGGGCAACCCAAGGGCGAGUUCAGACGUGCAGCGAGCGUUGGGCCGUCGGGUGUCACGCAGACGGCUGACUUUGGGCCAGCACCUGUCGACGAAGAUGAAGAUGAGGAUGAGGAUGAAGAUAAUAUAUCUUCUACUCGAGCGCCUCAUUUUGCCAGAUAUCUCGCCCAGGAGAUGGGUAAUUCAGAUCAAUUUGGGUCCUCAUCCGACGAAGAUGAUGAAGAUGAAGGGUGGUUAACACAAUCAACUUUCGGCUUGAAUCCUGCUCCUGUGGCAACAAGACCAUUCAGCGAACCAAGAAGACCUCUGAGUAGUAAUGGGUUUGGAGAUGCCUUUGACCCUAACAGUACUCCAUCAACACGUACUGCAAUGACAGAGGAUCCAUUCAGCUCCCAAGACGACGACGACGGAUUUGGCCCCUUCUCGGACACAGCCGCCGCGAGCGGCGACGGAUUUACAUUCAGUUCCUCCUUUUCCGACGAAGAUUCGUCUUUUGAAUCCUUCGGUGACUUUGGCGACUUCCAGAGUGCAGAGACGGAGACUCUUGAUGAGGGCGAGUCCACGACUCCUACAACGACAACGGGGAGCUGGACAUUUGCGCCAGGGCAUGAGUUUGGCGUGGGGUUAGAAGAGGUGUCCAAUCAUGAACAGGGGAAGGGGAAGGAUAAAGCGAAAGAGAAAGGUACAGGGAUAGGGACUGAAGGAUCCUCGAGUUCGACAGCGACGUUAUCGUCCUUGUCAUCUACAACAACAGCAAAGGACACUUCAAACUGA
Molecule: messenger RNA, 3096 nt
Organism: Psilocybe cubensis
Lineage: Eukaryota; Fungi; Basidiomycota; Agaricomycetes; Agaricales; Agrocybaceae
Exons: 11
Coding region: 1-3096 (1031 amino acids)
Cellular component (GO): nucleus; cytosol
Molecular function (GO): protein phosphatase regulator activity; protein phosphatase binding
Source: RefSeq, a predicted model, not a curated record